AUGACGCGCUACUCUUCAGCGACAGUCAACGAGCUCCGUGCCUCUUCAUGGAGCCGCACCAGAGUCGCUCUCAGUCGCCCUUCUCGCCCCUUCCUCGCCUCUUCGUAUUCCAUCACAGCAGCGCAACGGCCAAGCGCUCUGCAACACUUUCCCGCCACAAAGAGAAGCCCACUGUCUCUCACUCAAACCGGCCGACUGGCAUCGCGUGGCAUCCUCAACGCCGCCAAAGAUGGCGCCGUUAGGUCAUUGUCUACCUCGCGAUCACUACGGGACGUCCAAGCGAAUCUACUCAACGGCAAGACUGUAUACGCUCCGACCACUACCUCUUCUAGCCCUGAGAGUAUCGCUUUGAAAGCCCAUUUUGACACCCCUACCCCGAUAUCGCUCUCGAAGGAUACGUCGACAUCGACUCUCUUCAACCUGCCCCCUCUCUCAUCACCUCGCUCCCUUCGGCCGUUGACUGAGCGCACAAUGAUCCAUUCUGCCGCACUGGUAGACCGGAUAUGCUCUGCUCCCAAUGACCCGUCGGGUAGGGAGCUGAGGCUGGUGGUCAAGAACCUUGACCGUUUGAGUGACGUUCUCUGUGGAGUUAUAGACAUGUGUGAGCUCGUGAGAAAUGUACACCCCGACGAGCAGUGGGUACAAGAAACGGAGAAAACAUAUGAAGUUCUGUGCAGCUUUAUGAAUGAGCUCAACACAAAUGUUGAUUUAUACAAAACUCUCUUCCAAACCGUCUCCCAUCCAUUCCCCAACGACCCCCUCACCCCCGCCGAGCUCAAAGUCGCCCAUACCUUUCUAUUUGACUUUGAGCGGUCCGGCAUUCAACUCCCACCCGACGUUCGCGCCCGCUUCGUCCAUCACUCUGACAACAUUCUCUCCCUCGGCAGAUCCUUCCUCACUUCUGCCUCAUCCGGACCAUCACCCGAACCUCUUAUAGAGAUCCCCGAGCCCGAAAGGUUGCUUCAAGGAUUACCAGACAGGUUCACCAGCUCUUUACCGCGGAAAAAGCGGGGCGGGCCUGUCUUGCUCGAACCAGGAUCGUGGGAAGCACAAAUGGUCAGCCGAUACGCAGACAACGAAGAAGCUCGGCGUCUAGCCUACAUUGGCUCCAUGCGCGCAGAACCCGAUAGGGUACAAGUGCUGGAAACGAUGCUUUGCGAGAGAGCAGAGCUUGCGCACUUGUUGGGCAAAGAAUCAUGGGGCGACGUGACUCUGACAGACAAGAUGGCCAAGACGCCGCAGAAUGUGCUGGGGUUCUUGACAUCGUUGGCUGUACACCAUAAACCGUCGGCGGCGAUGGAUGUUGCGGCGCUACAGAGGUUGAAAGCGAUGGAGACGGCGGACGGGCCGAUAGUGACGCUGCCGCCUUUGUAUGCUUGGGACAGGGACCAUUUCGGGGAAAAGUACACUGCGUCCCUCAUGCCUGACAGCGGUCUGCCCCCCAUCACCCCCUACUUUUCAACAGGAACAGCCAUGUCUGGUCUCUCGCAAAUCCUAUCCAAGCUCUACGGGAUCACAUUCAAACCUGUACCCGUCGCCCACGGGGAGGUAUGGCACCCAUCAGUGAGGAGGUUGGAUGUCGUGGACGAAGGUGGCAGGACCGUUGGUGUAAUUUACUGUGAUCUCUUUUCGCGGCCUGGAAAACCUUCGUCUGGCGCAGCUCAUUAUACUGUGCGUUGCUCGAGAAGAGUCGACGACGACGACUAUACUGGGGAUGGAUUGGCACCUGGCUGGGACGCGAGUCUAGGGAAGGGCAUGGAGGUCAAUGGAGACAAGCUGGAGGGUAGAGAGGGGAGAUAUCAGCUGCCGAUUGUGGCUCUUGUGGCAGAUCUUGGACAGGUGGCUGAAGGGAACCCAGCUUUGCUAGGCUGGACCGACCUGGAAACUCUGUUUCACGAGAUGGGCCAUGCCAUCCACUCGAUGCUCGGCCAAACCGAGUUCCACAACGUCUCUGGCACUCGCUGCGCCACUGAUUUCGUCGAGCUCCCCUCCAUCCUAAUGGAACAUUUCGUCUCCUCCCCCGCCGUCCUCUCCACCUUUGCCACCCACCACAUCACCUCCGAACCCCUCCCCAUCCCCCUCAUCCAAGCCCACCUCCAACUCUCUCAAUCGCUCAAAGCUUUGGAAACGCACUCUCAAAUCUUGAUGGCGCUUCUGGACCAAAAGUACCACAGUGUGCAGUACGGUCAAGGGGUGAACAGUACCAAGAUCUGGGAAGGGCUGCAAACUGAUGUGGGCGUGCUCCCGCCCGUAACCGGUACAGCGUGGCAAACGCAGUUCGGUCAUUUGUACGGGUACGGCGCGACAUACUAUUCAUACCUCUUUGACCGGGCGAUUGCCAGUAAAGUGUGGACUACGCUGUUUGAUCGUCCGGGAAGAAGCGGGUCGGCGGAAGAUGCGGGUGGGAUACUGUGUAGGGAAGGCGGGGAUGCUUUCAAGGACAAGGUGCUCAGGUGGGGUGGAGGAAAGGAUCCGUGGGAGAUGGUUGGGGAUGUGAUUGGUGGGAAAGAGGGAGAGACGAUUGCGAGAGGGGAUGAGAAGGCGAUGGAUCUUGUUGGCAGCUGGGUCGUCAAAUAG
Molecule: messenger RNA, 2577 nt
Organism: Cryptococcus wingfieldii CBS 7118
Lineage: Eukaryota; Fungi; Basidiomycota; Tremellomycetes; Tremellales; Cryptococcaceae
Product: mitochondrial intermediate peptidase 1
Exons: 3
Coding region: 1-2577 (858 amino acids)
Biological process (GO): peptide metabolic process
Cellular component (GO): mitochondrion
Molecular function (GO): metalloendopeptidase activity
Source: RefSeq, a predicted model, not a curated record